Molecule: messenger RNA, 587 nt
Organism: Acaulospora morrowiae
Lineage: Eukaryota; Fungi; Glomeromycota; Glomeromycetes; Diversisporales; Acaulosporaceae
Source: the annotation of a GenBank genome assembly
CAGCUCUUGGCAAGGAAAGAGACCAAACAAUGAGAUGGGUAGAAGAAAGAGCACAAGCAGCAAAGAAAAACAAACACAAAAUCAUCGUCUUAGGUGAUUUUAACUCAAUACCAAAUCCAAGGCUAGACAAAACAACACAAGCCAAACACCAAAGCAAAUCGAACAACCCCACAUCACGUAUCCUCAAGUACCUCCAGUAUAAUGGAUAUAUAGACACAUUCCGGGAAGUACACCCAUGCCAAGAAAGAUAUACAUGGCGGAACAGCAGAAACACUGAAACCAGAAUCGAUCAGAUUUGGAUGUCAUCAGACGAAGAGUGGAACUUGGUUGAGGCAUACAUAGCUGAGUCAGAAGCAAUAACACACAGCGAUCAUGAAAUAGCAGGAUGCCAAAUUGAAGUUGGUGACAUAGUCAAUAAAGACAAACAAACACUUAAUAAAGCAACAGCCAUCGCAAAGAAAUACCUAUCAGGAAAAAUAGAUGCUGAAAGCACGGCAAGACAAGUGAGCGAAUGGAUCAAAGUAAAUGCCCAAACAGCAAAAUUAUUGUCAACCGAACUCACAGAUACACCCAAGGGCAUAAGCCUG